Messenger RNA from Leucoraja erinaceus (little skate), 1850 nucleotides. It is a transcript of the gene mta3, whose product is annotated as metastasis associated 1 family, member 3. The transcript is spliced from 14 exons. Gene Ontology annotation, molecular function: sequence-specific DNA binding; histone deacetylase binding; chromatin binding. Gene Ontology annotation, cellular component: NuRD complex; nucleoplasm. Gene Ontology annotation, biological process: negative regulation of transcription by RNA polymerase II. The record is from RefSeq and is a predicted model, not a curated record. Bases 241 to 1785 code for a protein of 514 amino acids. Lineage: Eukaryota; Metazoa; Chordata; Chondrichthyes; Rajiformes; Rajidae.
GGCCGGUUCGGCCGCAGCUUCGAUGCUGCCGCCGCCACAGCAGCAGGAGGCGACGGCAGCGGCAGGAGCGGAGCGGAGCGAGCACUCGGGCGGGCGGGCAGCGCUGUGUCCGCGGCUGGCACCCCAGGAGCCGGGGGCAGAGAGAGAGGGGGGAGUCACCGCCCCAUUCCUUGUCCCUACACACCCUCCGCUCCAACACUGACCUGGCAACCGGCAACAUAUAAUAAUAAAAGGGGAGGAAUGGCGGCAAAUAUGUACAGGGUCGGAGACUAUGUUUACUUUGAAAAUUCUUCCAGUAAUCCCUACUUAAUAAGAAGAAUAGAAGAACUCAAUAAGACUGUCACUGGUACCGUAGAAGCGAAAGUGAUCUGUUUUUACCGACGUCGGGACAUUACAAACAGUCUAAUCGUGCUUGCGGAUAAACAUGCAAGAGAAAUGGAAGAAGAACUGGAGACGACAAGUCUUUCAGACUUGACAGAAAAACAAAGACACCAACUUAAACACCGGGAGAUAUUUCUAUCACGCCAAUAUGACUCACUUCCAGCCACUCACAUCAGGGGCAAAUGCAGUGUUUCACUGUUGAACGAAACAGGAUCAAUGGGCAGCUAUUUGGAAAAGGAGGAUAGUUUUUUCUACUUCUUGGUGUAUGAUCCCUCACAGAAAACGCUCCUAGCGGACAAAGGGGAAAUACGUGUAGGCACUCGAUACCAAGCAGAUAUUUCAGACAUGCUGAAUGAAGGUGAAUCAGAUUCCAGAGAUCAAUCCAAGAUGGAAGUGAAAAUUUGGGAUCCAGACAACCCAUUGAAUGAUCGACAAAUAGAACAGUUCCUGGUAGUUGCAUGCGCUGUGGGUACGUUUGCUAGAGCUUUGGAUUGUAGCAGUUCUGUCAGACAGCCCAGUUUACACAUGAGUGCAGCAGCUGCUUCAAGGGACAUUACUCUGUUCCAUGCAAUGAACACUUUACACAAGCACAACUAUGACUUGACACAGGCAAUCAACAUCUUAGUACCACAGGGCGGUCCUAUUCUCUGCAGAGAUGAAAUGGAAGAAUGGUCAGCGUCCGAAGCGAACUUGUUUGAAGAAGCAUUGGAAAAGUAUGGCAAGGAUUUCAAUGACAUCCGACAAGACUUUCUUCCAUGGAAGUCACUCACAAGUAUCAUAGAAUACUAUUACAUGUGGAAAACAACAGAUAGAUAUGUGCAACAGAAACGGUUGAAGGCAGCGGAGGUGGAGAGCAAACUGAAACAGGUGUACAUUCCAACAUACAAUAAACCUAAUCCCAAUCAGAUAUCGACCAUCAAUGGAAAGCCUGCUGUAGUGAAUGGUCCAGUUGGAGAGAUGAUUCACCAAAACCAGAACUCGAGUGUAUGCCGACCAUGUGAAAGUUGUUACGCCACACAGUCUCAACAGUGGUUUUCCUGGGGACCGCCUACUAUGCAGUGUAGACUAUGUGCUUUAUGUUGGAUAUAUUGGAAGAAGUAUGGAGGCCUGAAGAAGCGCACUCGAACAGAAGCAGAAAAAAUGUCACCACCGCAUGACGUCUCGGAACCACAUUUAAGAGGCAUCUUCCAUCACGGUCAGCCAGGCGUGCCAAUGAUAAUCGAUAGUCCAAAGUCUACUUUGAAAACACACAUGUCUUUCUUUUUGCAAUCGACGCAUCUUACAAAACUUGCAAGGCAUGUCUGCAGAGAUAUUUUGCAGCUGAAACAGGCAGCAAGGAGACCAUUUGUUCCAAUUAACUGUGCUGCCGUUAAGGCAGAAUGUAAGAACUUUUUAAAUUCUUAGCUUUAACUUUCAACCAUUUCUUGUCCCAUUGUUUGCAAUAAAUGAACUUAUGACUUACUACAUUA